Lotus japonicus is the source of this 1827-nucleotide messenger RNA. RefSeq lists its product as uncharacterized. Bases 1 to 1827 code for a protein of 608 amino acids. NCBI's taxonomy places the organism in Eukaryota, Viridiplantae, Streptophyta, Magnoliopsida, Fabales, Fabaceae. The record is from RefSeq and is a predicted model, not a curated record. The transcript is spliced from 6 exons.
AUGAAUUCUAAUGAACCUGUAGCAACUGCCCCAGAAGAAGUACCACAACCGGCACACAAACCUAGUAGACAGAAAACAAAUGUGGCUUGUGCGCAUUGCCACCAAAUUCUUGAGAAGGAAAAAAAUGCUUUGGUUAGCAUGUACUAUGAUAAAAUUAUCAGAGGUGGUGGAAUUAAUAGGAUGAAGGGACAUUUUACGCGAGAUCCAGGGAAAGUGUAUCAAUGCCCUAAAGUGCCUGACGAAGUUCAAGUGAAAAUGCAAGCAAGCAUUUAUGAGGUCAAAGUCAAGAAAAGAAAAGUUGAAAGAGAGUAUAAGGAAAGUAAUUCAGUUGAUGGACACUCUAUGACACCCGAUGAAAGAGUGGAAGAGGUUGCAAUGCCAGAACCACCACCUUCUAAAUCUCAAAAGGGGAAGGACACUGGUCGCAUGACUGGUUCAGGGUAUAAAGCUCUAAUCUUUCAUAGAGUUCGUGAUUUCUUGUUGAAUAAAUGGGUUGAUGAGACAAAGAAACUUGUUGAGAGUUAUCUUGAUGUUUGGAGGCGAAUUGCUGAUAUGCUUUUUAAGCUCUUUAAGGAAGUUAUUUUAUAUAUUGACCCUGGAAUUUUUGUUCAAGUAGUGACAGAUAAUGCUGCAAACUAUGUUGCUGCUGGCAGGUUAUUAGAGGCUGAGUUUCCCAAGUUAUAUUGGUCUCCUUGUGCUGCACACUGUGUUAAUUUGAUGUUCCAAGACAUUGGGAAGGUAGCGGAAGUAACAGAGACUGUGUCACAAGCUUAUAAUAUUACCAAGUACAUCUAUAAUCACUGCUUUGCAUUGAGUUUGAUGAGAAAACAUACAAAUAAUAGAGAAAUUCUUCGCCCAGCCCCAACUCGCUUUGCCACUAAUUUUAUUGCAUUGCAGAGUAUUUUGGCUCAAAUGGAUCCACUAAGAGCCAUGGUGGUAGAUAAGGAAUGGACAACCUCAACCUAUGCUAGAGAUACCAAGGUAAAGAAAUUUGUGGAGCAAGUCUUAAAUUCUGGGUUUUGGAAGAAAUGUGCUGAUAUUGUGAAACUAACGAAGCCACUUGUUAGAUUGUUGCGUCUUGUUGACAGUGAAGAUAAACCUACCAUGGGUUUUCUUUACCAAUCUUUUUACAAAAAUAGAGAGGAGAUGGCGAAGAGGUUCCAAAGAAAUAAGAAGAAAGUGGAGCCUUACUUGAAAACCAUAGAUAACCGUUGGGAUUCUCAACUUCGUAAGAAUAUUCAUGCUACAGGUUAUUGGUUAAAUCCAGGUUGUUGGUUUAAUCGUGAUGAAUUUGAGAAGCAUGAGUCCACAAUAUCUGGCCUUUUAGAUGACAUUGAUAGAUAUUCUUCUGGAGAUACUGAGUUGAAUGAUAAGUUGACAAGUGAGAAGAGAUUAUUCAAAGAUGCUGAGUUAGACUUUGGAAGACAAAGUGUUAUUCGUGAAAGAAAGUUAUGCCAGAUAAAUGGUGGGAAUCUUAUGGAUGUGGUACACAAAAUAUGCAAAAGAUGGCUAUCCGUGAACCGGUUGAUGCAACAAAGUUAUGAUCCCAUCAAUUUUGAAGUAAGUGAUGACCAUUCUGAUUGGGUUAUGGAGGACUCACCACCAUUCUUAACUCUUGAGGAGGUGAAUGCAUUGCGUAAUGAUCUUGCCAACAUGACCAUCCAAUCAAUUCCUAAUGAUAUUGAUCUAAAUCUGAACUUGUUUGAUGAUGAUGAUGAUGCACAAGAUAACAUCAUUGAAAGUGCAAAUGAGAAUGAAAGUAAUGUUGGAGGAGGAGAAGCUUUUGGUCUAUUUGAUGAAGUGAUGCUUGACUUGGAUGAAACUUAG